UACUUAUAUCAAAAACAUUAUUUACUUCCAAAGUCUAUCUUAUUAACUAUGUUUUAUCAAUUUGUCAUAUUCGUAAUUAUGUGCAUAAUCAUAAUAAUAAUGCCUAGUUAUACCAAGACAAAAAGUAACGGAGAUUCUCUUAACGCUAUACUGCUGAAGUGCUCAGAUAAUAUCCAUGAAGACAAGCCAUGUGUGCCCCAUUUGAUUAUUAACAUUGUCUUUGCUCCCAAUUUAAAUUCAGAUAAUGUGUAUAAGCUUCUAAUACUGGAUGAAACUUACGAACCCUCCACACGUCAAUCCUUAAAAAUAAUGUCACCUUAUAUCAUAGUAGUUACUCGAAGUGAUCCAAUAAUUACUUAUCCGCUGAAGUCCUCAAGUUGGACAAAUUCAAAUAAUUUUAAUAUAAAGCAACCUGGGCAAGAGAAUAUAUAUGUUUACGGUAAAAUAAUUGAAAAUAAAUCGAAUUAUUCAGAGCAGAGUCUUCGAGCAACAAAGAACGAGAAUACUAAAAUCGAGAACUCAAAUAUUAAUGAUAUUGGAAAGAAGUCUUCUGAAUUUUGUGACCAAUCGAGAAUACACCCAACACCAACAGAUGAGGAAUAUUCCAUCUUUAAUUUAAGCAUACCACAUCCAUUUUUAACAGCUAAAAUACGAAUUUUCAGAAAAAGAAAAACAAUAUGGUGGAGGAUUAUUCCAAUAAUUUUAUUAAAUAACUUGUCUGGAACAUAUGUAAAUGGAAACAUUUCAGCACUGUUGACAUCUCACAACGAUAUUCUAGACAAAAAGGACCCAAAAUUUCUGGAAAAUUUUAAGCUUUUAAUUCCAAGCAGCUUUAUUGUGAAUUCUGAUAAACUAAAUGGGUUACAAAUUUAUAAGAGCAUAUUUCACCAAUUUCUAAAUAAUAAUACAAGCAAGUUUUUAAAUUUACUCAAUGUUCAAAAUGAACUUUCCCGAAAUAAUGAUCGUGGAUUCAGUUCAUCUCCAGCUAAAAUUUUAUCGAAGUGUCCUGAUAAUAAAAAUGCAUUGUGCUUAAAUGUCUUAGACGAUCAAGUCCCUGCAUUUGAUAUCAAAAUAAAAAUGCCAUUUGUAGAAAACGCUGCACAACAAGAUGCUUUGAAAGUCAAAAUUUCAAGAAUUGUAACUGAUGCCACGACUAAAGAUGCUUUACAAAUUUUUGUGGAUGUGAUAAAUAAAGGAAUAAAAGCUCAUGAAUUUCUAAUAAGUAUUAAUGGCUGUCCAUUAUCUGAAACCAGGGCAUCAACAACGGUGACAAAAAUACUAAUUCCCUAUAUUUCUGAAACAAUAACAUUCUUACUGCCUUUUGUAAUGGGACUAAAGAAAAAUGUCAAGUAUAAUUGCGACGGAGUGAAUUAUUAAUUCACAUAAUUUAUUGUUAUCCAUGUCUUUUUUGCAAACGUCUCUAAGCUUUGAUAAUUGCAAUAGGAGCAAUUGUAUAUUGUUCAAUUCAAAAAUAUUUUCAAACUGUUGAAAGUGAUAAUUAAACGUACACAUAAUCACUAGCGUUGUUCUAAAUUAAAAUAUUAAAAUUUGAAUUUUCAAGAAACGGUGUGAAGUUACUCAUAUACAAAAUUUACGUUCAGCUUUAGAAUCCUCCAUUAUAAUACGAACCUAUACCUAUACAAUCUAUAUAAU
This is a messenger RNA of Drosophila nasuta, 1653 nucleotides long. RefSeq lists its product as uncharacterized. NCBI's taxonomy places the organism in Eukaryota, Metazoa, Arthropoda, Insecta, Diptera, Drosophilidae. The transcript is spliced from 7 exons. Bases 49 to 1377 code for a protein of 442 amino acids. The record is from RefSeq and is a predicted model, not a curated record.